AUGCUGAAGAAGAAGACCUUGGCGCCCGCCUUCUUCUGGACUUUCUCCUCCUCCCCAACCACCACCCCCGAACUGUCGCCCACCUCGUCGGAUAGCGACUCGGACGAGGAGAUGGAAUCAUCUGGCUCCCGACCGGUCAGCCUGGCCGUUUCGACGGGAGCCUUCUGUCCGAUGCGCCCGACGCUCAAUGAGGUCCUGGCCAAUACCGCCGCACCGCCCUAUACGCUCUCCGCGUUCAUGGCCUAUCUCUCCCAGAACCACUGCCUCGAGACCCUCGAAUUCACGAUGGAGGCCAACCGCUACCGGGAUACAUACGAUGCCGUUGUCGAUCGCCUGGGCCUCGCCGUCCUGGCUGUCCCGGAUUCCCCGGAAGCCCAGCAUCUCCGCAUGCUGUGGCAUCGGCUCCUGAUGGCCUACAUCCUCCCCGGUGCCCCUCGUGAGAUCAAUCUCUCCAGCGAAGUUCGGGACGCCCUCCUUCACUAUCGCGACGUCACCACCCCACCGGCCCCCGAGACCCUCGAUUCCGCCGUCAAACGUAUCCACGAGCUCAUGGAGGAAUCGAUCUUCUUGCCCUUUCUAAACAGCCUCACCACUUCCCCGGCCAUGAUGGCACACUCCGGGCCCCCCUUUGGCCCGGAUGAUGUCAUGGCGUUGUCGGGCACCAGCUUUGAUGAGAACUCGGUAAAGCGAGUCCUUUCGCGCGGCAAACGCAUCUCCCCCCAGUCCUCCACCAAGGAUCUACCCGCUACGGCCGGUGGCCGCUCCACCAUCUCGCUGGGGGCCGUUCAGGCGUUGGGCAAACGGGCCUCCGGUGCUCUCCUCAGCACCAGCGGAGAGUCUGUGUCUCUGACAGACGACUCUAGUCCCCAGUCGAGCCCCACUGUCGAGGAGCCGAUGACGCCACCCACCACGCCUCCGGCCAGUGAGCCGCAUCUGCCUAUUCACAGCCCUAGGCUGCGAACCGAGAACCCUUGGAAGAAGAUGGGUAUGAAGCUGGGUUUCAAGAAGCGAUCGGCCGGCAGCAGCGGUGCCUCUCGAGACCCUAAAAUCCUGGGUCUCGACGACUAA
This is a messenger RNA of Penicillium macrosclerotiorum, 1068 nucleotides long. RefSeq names its product regulator of G-protein signaling domain-containing protein. The transcript has a single exon. Lineage: Eukaryota; Fungi; Ascomycota; Eurotiomycetes; Eurotiales; Aspergillaceae. Bases 1 to 1068 code for a protein of 355 amino acids. The record is from RefSeq and is a predicted model, not a curated record.